AUGUCGGCCUUCUCUUCCGCAGAAAUAAUUGCCAACAAUGAAGAUCUUUUAACUGAGAUACUCGUUUGCCUCCCUGUCAAAUCUUUGCUCAAUUUCAAAUCCGUUUCCAAAAACUGGCUGUCCAUCAUCACCAGUCCCAACUUGUCCCUCCGCCUCGGCCGUCUCCCUAAACCCAUUACUGGCCUGCUUAUGCGUCGCAACAACGGUCCAGAAUAUAAUUUCAUCAACCUUGGUUCCAAUACUUCUCGUGCUCCCUUCAAAUCUCUCACUUUCGGAAACCUCCCAUCUCGGGUUCACAUCAAACAAUCCUGCAACGGUCUGUUAUUGUGCAGUUCUUUGCAAGAAAAUGCUCGUCGCCCCGACUAUUUUGUGUACAACCCCACCACAAACAAAUACACUAUGCUUCCUCCAAUCCCUAAUGACAACGGGGCAUUGUGUCGCGAUGUUGUCUUAGCAUUUGAUCCUUCCAAGUCACCUUAUUACAAAGUCGUUUGUGUGAAAGAUUGCAAUCUUUCUGAAAGUUCUUUUCAGAUAGAGAUUUACUCAUCCCAGACUGGGACUUGGAGAGUAUGCAAUUCUUCUUUUAAUUAUCCGAAUACUCCAUUUUUCAUGGAGGGUGUUUUCUGGAACAAUGCCAUUUACUGGUGCAAAUCUUGGAGUCCAUCUAUAUAUUUUGACAUGGAUAAAGAGGAAGUCCGAGAAAUGCCAAUGCCUCCUAAUAUUAACGGAUUGGAUGAGAAGUGGAGUUGGUAUUUGGGAACAUCUCGAGGCCAUUUGCAUCUCAUUGAGAUUUACAGCCCUUUCAACACUAUAUUCAAUAUCUACGAAAUGGAGAAAAGAGAGGAUUGCUGCAGGUGGAUCGUGAAGUAUCAGGUUGAUCUUAGUCCGAUAGUAACAUCAUAUCCUGAGAUGAUUAAGAACUUUCAGACGGACUUACAUUACUAUCUAUUUUCGACAUUAUGUGUUGUAAGGGAAGAAAACGAUGAGGAAUCGUACUUGGUGGUACAUCUACCUGCAAAGGUAAUACGUUACAAUUUCAAGGAUAAGAGUUUCAACAAGAUCCAUGACUUUGCUCCAAGUCAUGAUUCUGAACAUCAAGGUGGAAAUGGACAAGUGACCGAUUUUGAUUUUGUCGGUACUGCUGCUUUUCAAUACAUAGAGAGCCUUGCCUCCGUUUGA
Messenger RNA from Pistacia vera, 1179 nucleotides. RefSeq names its product F-box protein At5g07610-like. Gene Ontology annotation, molecular function: protein binding. Bases 1 to 1179 code for a protein of 392 amino acids. Lineage: Eukaryota; Viridiplantae; Streptophyta; Magnoliopsida; Sapindales; Anacardiaceae. The record is from RefSeq and is a predicted model, not a curated record. The transcript has a single exon.